CUUGGUUGACAGUAGAUGGCGCCUAAGAGGCCAACACGCAAGACACAGGCAUUUCCGGAUACUAGCGAGGGAAAUGUAGAACAGACAGAGGCAGAACGGCUUUCUUUUCUGCACCUGCCUCGGCCGUUCAAGAACCCGCGGUAUACGCGUCCGCAAUCCAAAAAGCUCAGAUCUACGAAGCAGAUACUGGCCGCGGAGCGAGAGCGAGAACGGCUGAGGCGCGAGACGGGAACCGCUAACAAGGAGGCUCCUACAUAUAUAACUAUCGAAGCAGCUCCGUCUCUGCUCCCUCAAAAAAGAUACUGUGACAUAACUGGUCUGGAGGCACCAUACACCGAUCCUCAAUCGAAGUUACGAUACCAUAACAAGGCAGUGUACGAAUUCAUCAAAAGUCUGCCUCCUGGGACUAGUCAUGAAUGCCUGGCUAUUCGUGGCCAACAUAGUGUGAUUCGAUGAGCAACCUUCUGUAAUAAUAGCAAGUACUAGUACCUCACAGCCAAAUAACAACGAUUGAUAUUAU
Molecule: messenger RNA, 520 nt
Organism: Dacryopinax primogenitus
Lineage: Eukaryota; Fungi; Basidiomycota; Dacrymycetes; Dacrymycetales; Dacrymycetaceae
Exons: 5
Coding region: 16-456 (146 amino acids)
Biological process (GO): chromatin remodeling
Cellular component (GO): Ino80 complex
Source: RefSeq, a predicted model, not a curated record